AUGAAUUCAUUAGAUGAUGUUUAUUAUGAUAGACAAAUGCUUCUUGAAUUACCAUGUCGACAUCGUGAUAUGAGUGUGGAAAUUAUGAAUAAUUAUGAGAUAAAUGAAAGAACAAUGCGUUAUUUACAAAUUCGUCGAUGCUCAUCAUGUCGAUUGCGUCGUUGUUUUGAUCUGGGAAUGAAAGAAGAAUUAGUUCGAACAGAUGAAGAAAAUGAACGAUAUAGACAGCUUCUUGAUGUAAAUCGUCGACAACGAAAAUUAUUAACACAACAAAUACGAGAAAUAAAAGAAUUAUCAAUUCCUCAGGAUUACUUCUAUGUUGCUUUAUAUUUUCUUUUGCAGUAUAUGGUAGAUAAUAUUGAUCUAUCAGCAGAAAUAGAUUGGCGUCAUUUAUCAAAUAUUGUUUAUGCUUAUGAGUCAUGUUGUAUUAAAACUUAUCUUCGACAACGUUCUACAGUUAUUUUCAAUAGAACACCACAAUCACCAGAUGAACAAUCAUACAAUAUUUAUCCAACAACUAUAACAAUGAGCAUAGUUCUGGCAGUUUCUUCAUUUCUUAAAACAUUACCAGCUUAUUAUUCUCUUCCUCGUUCGACUCGAAACUAUCUAUGUAAAACUAAUAUUCGACCAUUAAUCUUUCCUAAUCUUCAUGAACUUAAUCAAUCAUGUUAUGCUGAACCAUGGCAGGUGAAUGCUUAUAAUAAAACAUGGCAAUUAAUUUGUGGUAUACAAUUAUAUGAAGAAUUUAAUAGAGCUGAAAAGAUGGCUGAGAAAUCAUGGAUAACUGAUCCAAUAGUGACACGUUUAUUUGUUGUUAUAUUAUUCUUCUCUACUCCUCUUCAUUAUCAUGAUGACUCUUCAACACCAACAAAAAUCCUCAAGAAAAAACAAGCUAUUUUUCAAGCUCAAAGUGCUUAUAUAACACUCCUAUGGAAAUAUUUAACACAUCGUUAUGGCUCAGUAGGAUCAAUUCGAAUUUAUCUAAAUCUCGUUCAUGUUUAUAUGAAAAUGCAACAAGUUGGAUAUGGUAUGUAUAUGCAAUUGACAACACAAAAAGAUUUAAUUCCAACACAUGAAACUCUAAGCAAACUGGUUACACUUGAUAUUAAUGAUAUGCAAUAG
Adineta steineri is the source of this 1122-nucleotide messenger RNA. NCBI's taxonomy places the organism in Eukaryota, Metazoa, Rotifera, Eurotatoria, Adinetida, Adinetidae. The record is from the annotation of a GenBank genome assembly.